AUGAAUAUUCAUCUUCCCUGGCUCUUGAUGACAUUCUUGAUGAAUUUCCUGACUGAAACUGCCCUUCAGAAACCAACUUGGGGCUUUAUUUAUGCUUCUUAUGAAAUAACCAUUCCAAGGUCGUUAACUUUCAAAUUUGGACAACAGAAAUCCAAGAAUGUGACCUAUUUGUUUCAAAUUGAAGGGAGGAAAUUUGUAAUGCACCUUAGGCAGAAAAGAGGCUUACUCCCCAAGCAUCUGCCCAUCUUCACUUAUAGUAAGGAUGGGGAUCUCCAGCUAGAUUAUCCAUUCUUCAGAGAUGACUGUUACUACGCUGGCAUUGUAGAGGGUGAGCCCUUCUCUCUGGCCAUCAUCAGCACUUGCUCUGGAGGACUCAGGGGCCUACUGCAAUUUAAAGAUAAGAUUUAUGAAAUAGAGCCACUUCCAGAAUCCGUUACAUUUCAACAUGUAGUCUUUCGAUUAGAACAAAAGGUGGGAGUCAUUCCAAUGAUGUGUGGCCUAACACAGGAAGAGCAAAGACAUCAAGAAGCCAUGAUCCAAAAUCCUGACAAAAAACCAGACAAAAAACGUGUAUCUAAAGCAAACUGGUGGUCACACGAGAGGUAUGCCGAGAUUGCUAUUGUGAUUGAUCAUGAACGGUUUUUGAAAUUUGGCAAAAAUGAAACUCUUACUGCUUUAAAUGUUUUGGAUAUCUUCUACAUUGCAAACAUACUGUAUGAGCCUCUUUCUGUUCAUUUAUCUAUUGCUGGACUAGAAAUAUGGUCAGAAAGAAAUCUUAUAUCAAUUCAUGAUGACAUCUUUAAAACCCUUGAAGAAUUCACUAAUUGGAGAAGAGACUCAUUACUUGCUCGUUUACCAAAUGAUGCUGGUCACUUAUUUAUAUUUAAGAAUUUCAAUCGUAUAGUAGGAUUAACAUACUUAGGAAAGAUUUGUGAUGAUGACAGUGGAUCAGCUGUUGAAUCAUAUGUUACAUCCAGUUUGUACCGUAUUUCUAACACAUUUAUCCAUGAACUAGGACAUAAUCUUGGCAUGCAACAUGAUACACAAUACUGUGUGUGUGAACGAGCAAAAUGCAUUAUGGCCCCAGUACAAGUAUUAACCGAUAAGUUUAGCAACUGCAGUUAUAUAGAUUACUUCAAUAAAAGAAAUUUGAACUGUUUGUUAAUUCCACCAGACCCUAACAAAAUAUUUAAAUUUAAAUUCUGCGGCAACAAAGUAGUAGAUAAUGGAGAGCAAUGUGACUGUGGUACCAAAGCUGAAUGCAAGUUGGAUCCAUGUUGUCAAUCUAACUGUAAGUUACAUUUAGGGGCCACUUGUGCUUUUGGACAGUGUUGUUCCAAUUGUCAGUAUGAAGUUACUGGAACAGUCUGCCGAAAUAAGAGAAGCAGUUGUGAUCUCCCCGAGUAUUGUAAUGGAGUUUCUGAGAGGUGUCCUGAAGAUUUUUAUGUACAAGAUGGUGCCCCAUGCAAUGAUGGGGCAUAUUGUUAUAAUGGGAAUUGCAAUACUCAUGAUAGACAAUGCAAAGCAAUCUUUGGCAGCAAAGCAACAGUUGCUUCAGAAGUUUGCUUUAGAGAAAUGAAUACUCAAGGCGAUCGGUUUGGCAACUGUGGCCUUAUACAUGGAAUUUAUAACAAAUGUAUGCCUAAGAAUAUCCUAUGCGGUCGAAUCCAGUGUGAAAAUGUGGAAAGCUUGCCUUCUUUGGAGAACCACACCACCAUAGUUCAAACAUCUAAGGGCAAUAAACAAUGCUGGGGAACUGAUUACCACAGUGGGAUGAAGAUCAUCGAUAUUGGAGCAGUGAGAGAUGGCACUCCUUGUGGCAAUGGCAUGAUGUGUAUUAACAGGGCGUGUGUUAAUGUGUCCCUCUUGAGAUACGAUUGUGAUGUCAAAAAGUGCCAUAAUCAUGGCAUAUGCAACAAUUUCAAGCAUUGUCACUGUGAGCAAGGCUGGGCUCCCCCAGACUGCCAAGAGGAAGGCAAUGGUGGCAGUAUUGACAGUGGCCCACCACCUCUGUAUGUACCCGAGAGACUUCCUCCCAAAAUGAAAAUUAUCUUAGCAAUUGUAUUUCCUCUUUGUGCACUUGUCCUUUCUGGUGCCUGUUUUAGGAACCAAAUUGUACAUAGAAUUAUGGAGCCUGAGGGAAGAUUUAGACAGCAGGAAUGA
Thamnophis elegans (Western terrestrial garter snake) is the source of this 2163-nucleotide messenger RNA. Its product is annotated as disintegrin and metalloproteinase domain-containing protein 20-like. Gene Ontology annotation, biological process: male gonad development; proteolysis. The coding region runs from base 1 to 2163 and encodes 720 amino acids. The transcript has a single exon. Gene Ontology annotation, molecular function: metalloendopeptidase activity. The record is from RefSeq and is a predicted model, not a curated record. Gene Ontology annotation, cellular component: sperm head plasma membrane; external side of plasma membrane; plasma membrane. Lineage: Eukaryota; Metazoa; Chordata; Lepidosauria; Squamata; Natricidae.